Molecule: messenger RNA, 786 nt
Organism: Morchella sextelata
Lineage: Eukaryota; Fungi; Ascomycota; Pezizomycetes; Pezizales; Morchellaceae
Exons: 2
Coding region: 1-786 (261 amino acids)
Biological process (GO): calcium-mediated signaling
Cellular component (GO): nucleus; cytoplasm
Molecular function (GO): calcium-dependent protein serine/threonine phosphatase regulator activity; nucleic acid binding
Source: RefSeq, a predicted model, not a curated record
AUGGACUCUCCCCAGCAAUCCCCUCAGCUUUCUCCAACCAGCCCUACAAGAUCAAGACCCUCAUCUAGAGGCUCCCAUCUCACUCUUGAUCUUUCAAGUCUCCCCCCACUUACCCAGCCUGCCGUCCCCACCAACACUCUCCUCAUCACCAAUCUAGUAAACCCUGAAACCUUCAACCCCAUGCACCUUCAGCAGCUCCGUGAAAUCAUUGACUCCUCCGCCCCCGUCGUCUACUGGUCACCCCUCAAGUCCUUCCGCCGUAUCGUAUGCUCCUUCUCCAGCACCGAGGAUGCAAUCACUGUACGCCAGGCUCUUGAUGGCGAGGCAAUCAUGGGUGAUCGUACCCGUGUCUACUUCGGCGAACACACACCCAUCCAGCCCGUUGACCAGCACCUCCAGGCGCCGGAGAGCAAGAAGCUCUUCUUCAUCUCCCCGCCACCUUCCCCGCCACACGGAUGGGAGAUCAAGAAUGAGGAACCACCAAAUGCGACCAUCGUUGCAGAGGACCUGGCCCACGCACUUGCAAAGUUGAACUGCAAUACCAAGCCGUAUCAGAAAGACAGCGACGAGACCGGGCCGAGUCCCGGGGGGUUCAGGAGGCCGAGAAGCGCGAGCUCGGUAGUAUUGUUCGAGCCUGAGGAGCAGGAGGAUGGAAAGUCAAUGCCAGCUAUCUCAGUAGACGACUACACAGAUUCGGGCGAUGAGAGGUCGCCAGUUGAGAUCAAUGCACCGACUAAUGUUUUCCACACUCAGAGACCUCCGGUUGAGCUUAUUCAAGAUGCUUAG